UGAAACCAACUCAGACUCCUUUACUUCUUGUUGUUGGUCAUCGUCUUUUUCUUCUUGUCUUCUUCUUCUUCUCUUCCUCCUCCUCUUCCUCCUCCUCCUCUUCCUUGGUGAUGGACAGGCCGACCCCCCCUGAACACCCCCCCGGUGAUGGGAUGUACUUUAAACUGUUGGAAGACGACGGACACGAAGCGCUGGAGAGGAGGAGGAGGAGACAGGGUGGACCUGGAGUCUCCUCCUCCAGACCUCCUCCUGGUUUUUAUCCAGUUGUUACUGUGUGUUUGGCUUCGCUGAGCGUCAUCCUCUUCAUCUCACUGAUCGCUGUCACUGCUCACUAUCAGAACCAGCAACGCGGCGGUGAAUCCUCAUCACAGCUGCAGACGCAGGACGCCAACGUGUCGGCGCUGGUCGCCUCCAUCAGCCAACUGCAACAAGAGAAGAAGAAGCUGCAGGAGGAGAAGCAGCAGCUCCAGGACCAACUGAGCCUCACUAAAGCUCCUGGGGUGGUCCCGCCCACCUCUCCGCCCAUCAUCUGUCCCUUUGAUUGGCUGUCCUUCGACACCAGCUGUUACCUCAUCUCCAGAAACUCCAGGUCGUGGCCUGAGGCCAAGUCGUUUUGCGAGAGUGAAGGCGCUCACCUGGCCAUCAUUCACACGGCGGACGAGCAGACGUUUCUAUGGGAACGCCUUCCCAGAGGCCACUGGAAUGCCUACUGGUUCGGCAUCACCGACGCUCAAACGGAGGAUCAGUGGAAGUGGGUGGAUGGGACGCCGCUGGUCGGAGGGUUCUGGGAGGUGGGCGAACCCAACAACCACAUCAACGAGGACUGCGGAUACAUCGUCAAAACGCAGGUGUUGGAGCGAGUGGCGGUCCGCAGCUGGUACGACGCCCCCUGCAGCAUGUACCUGCCCUACAUCUGCGAGAAAGAGGCGGGCCCCGGAGCCAGCACCGCCCUCCCGCACUGAGACCACACCCCCUUGCACUCGUAGUCCCCCCCCCGGUACUGCUGCGGUCGUCAGGUUGGAGGACUUUUAUUCACGUUUCUUAUUGUAUUUUCUGAGGCCGGUUUGAAUGGGAUCAUGUGACACAUAUGGUUACUGUGGUCAUGUGACACAGAUCAGGUCCAUGUGGCUGAGGGUGAACUUUUACAGAAGUGAUGACGCUGCUGAUUCAUUCGUUUGUCAUUUAAUCACCGCGUUCAUUCCACUCACAUUCGAUCUUAAGUCCAAUAUGUGAAAUGAUUCAGAAAUACACAAUAAAAACAGUUUUAUAUUCUGUUUCUGUAGUUGAA
This is a messenger RNA of Sphaeramia orbicularis (orbiculate cardinalfish), 1288 nucleotides long. Its product is annotated as CD209 antigen-like protein C. The record is from RefSeq and is a predicted model, not a curated record. Lineage: Eukaryota; Metazoa; Chordata; Actinopteri; Kurtiformes; Apogonidae. The coding region runs from base 111 to 962 and encodes 283 amino acids. The transcript is spliced from 6 exons.